GCACGAUUGAAAAAUGGCGAUCGUCACAUUCCUAUUUGCCCUGUUUCUAUUCUACUCAUUUCAAAUACAAGGUUCCUCUGCAGCAGUGACUGAUGUGUUUGUGAAAACUGGAGAUGAUUUUAUUCUGAAUCUCACAGAAGCUGAAAUUCCACCAAAUUCUCGCUUUUGUGUAUGGCUAUUCAAAGAUGAUAUCCUGGUAGAGUUUUUACGUGGCUUCCAACCAGAUGUUAUUAAUCGCUCUGGAAAAGUUGAAGUUUUAGAAAAAAGUUACAGUGUGAAAUUAAAGGAUCUAGAGAAAUCACACAGUGGUAUUUAUACUGCAAAGGUAGUAUCGCCUAGAGAGCAAAUACUGACUCAAUACAACGUUACAGUUCAAGAUCCAGUGUCUCCAGUUGAUCUCAACGUUACCUACAUGUCCUGCUCCUCCUCCUCCUACAGCCUGACAGCGACCUGCAGGGCAGACGACUCUUCCAUCAGCAUCACUCUAAGAUGUGAGAAACAAACCUGCAACCAGGACGGAGGAGAGAGAAGAUUGGUCACCAAAUCUGGAUCUUCUCUUCAUGUAUAUCGGAUGGAAGAAUCAAUUGUCUGUAGCCACAGCAACCAGGUCAGCAGGAAUGAAUCAAUCAGACAGAUUGAGAAUCACUGUACAAAUUACGGUAACAAUGGCAGCUUUGACAACACAAUAUAUGCUCUUCCUGAGGAACCUUCACAGCACAACCCAUAUGAAAAUCCUGCAGAAAUUACUGAAACUCCUUCUCCAACAUCAACGUAUGCACUGGUGCAGUUUCACAAUCCUACUGUACAACCCAGUGUCACCAGUACAUCCACAAAACCACAACCUGAAACAAUUUAUGCUCAAGUUGACAGAGCUGCCAAGUCCAACCCAAAACCUGCAGCAGCCAAAAGAUGA
This is a messenger RNA of Poeciliopsis prolifica (blackstripe livebearer), 913 nucleotides long. RefSeq lists its product as uncharacterized. Lineage: Eukaryota; Metazoa; Chordata; Actinopteri; Cyprinodontiformes; Poeciliidae. The transcript is spliced from 5 exons. The coding region runs from base 14 to 913 and encodes 299 amino acids. The record is from RefSeq and is a predicted model, not a curated record.